AUGCGCCCCACUGGUGGCUGCUGCUUCUAUCUUGAAAAAUGUUACCUACGUGCAGCCUGUGGUGGUGAUAUCACCGCUGAAGGUCCUGGGGUGAAACUGACCAUCAGACGGGAAAAGAAAAAAAGGAAACGUAGUCGAAGUAGAUCUUCCUCGGUGUCUUCCUCCUCCUCUUCAUCGUCGUCUUCAUCACGUUCAUCAUCGUCAUCCUCUUCGUGCUCUUCUUCAGCUUCCAGCAGUAGAAGCAGCUCCAGCAGUAGAGAUGUGAAAAAACACAAAUCUAAGAACUCCAUUAAAGAGAAACAAAACAAGAAGAAAAGAAAAAAAGACAGCAAAGUAAAGAAAAAGAAGAAGAAGAAGAAACAAGAGGAAUCCAGACCUGUGCAGAUAUCCAAGUACCUUAAGGAGAAGAAGAAGAAUGAGAACUACAGUAUGAUAACAGGGAAGAAAAUUAAAAUGAAAGUGAAAAAGAGCAAAGAGGACAAAGAGAGAGACAGGAAUCGAGCAGAACUGUUGGAAUUCCUCAAUUCGUCCAUGUGACCGAAUGAUCCAACCUGUGUAUGUGGGACAGUAGACCUCAUGGUGCAAUCUAUCAACUUCUUCUAUUCUAACAUUGCCUGACAUUUCAUAGAGAAUGCAAUGCUGAA
Molecule: messenger RNA, 644 nt
Organism: Nanorana parkeri
Lineage: Eukaryota; Metazoa; Chordata; Amphibia; Anura; Dicroglossidae
Product: protein AF-9-like
Exons: 6
Coding region: 1-537 (178 amino acids)
Source: RefSeq, a predicted model, not a curated record